Messenger RNA from Wyeomyia smithii (pitcher-plant mosquito), 3103 nucleotides. RefSeq names its product putative helicase MOV-10. The transcript has 4 exons. The coding region runs from base 135 to 2840 and encodes 901 amino acids. Gene Ontology annotation, molecular function: RNA binding; 5'-3' RNA helicase activity. NCBI's taxonomy places the organism in Eukaryota, Metazoa, Arthropoda, Insecta, Diptera, Culicidae. The record is from RefSeq and is a predicted model, not a curated record.
UGUGUCAGUUAACCAAGCGAAAAUUUUGAAAGCUUCUUGAUAUUUUGAUCGAAUUUCAUUGCAAAGGUGUUAAGUGCACAUGUGCACCACAUAUUUUCACUUAACAAAGUUCAGCUGAACGUAAUUCUAAAAACAUGACUAGAACUCUGCAAAUCGGAGCAGCAUUCGACAAGUUGCCUCGGAGCGAAAAUCAUUCUACCGAAUUGAAACCCUCCAAUACAAGGUUACCUCCUUUCCGCCCUUCGCAUGAUUGCUUAAAACAGCCAAAUCAUGAAACUAGUGCAGCGCAGAUGAUGGAGCUGUCGAAGCCGAAACGCAAGGAAUGUCACCACAAGCUGCGUCACGUUAGAACCUUUACCAGAGACUUUCGAAAGAUGGGACUGUGCGGCAGAAAUUGUUACGUCUGCAGAUUAAAAUUCGAGAAUGAAUCGGAAGAGAAUGAGCAUCGGCUCAAGCAUGGGCAGGAGUUUCGUUUCAUUCGCCAGCUGGACGACUGCAUCCAGGAGGAUGCCGUAUUCCACAUUCGACUAGACUAUCGGCCUGACUUUGCCAAGACGCUCGUUUACGUCCGAAACGUCUCGUCCUAUCCGAUCGUCGUGCUAACGAUGGCCUAUUUGCACCGGGUGGAUGGUCAACUGAUGACGCUCUUUGAGUGCGAUCUUCGCAUCCCCUGGGGAUCGGUGACCAACUUUUCGUUUCGAAGUUCUUGUUUGUCGGCAGUUAAUCGAAAUUUCGCCUUGGUUCUUGUUGGAAUGGUCGACACGAAGACGGAAGUACUUGAACAGUAUUACUUGCAGGUUGAUGAAUUGUGUCACUUUCUGAGCGAGCAACUGGCUGAGAAGAAGCCGCUAAUUCACUGUGCACCCCUAAACAGCUAUCCGGUACCGAAGCUGAUCAAAGAUUUGUACGCGAAUGAUUUUUCACUGAAUAUAAGCGACCGGUUUGCGGGGGCCAAAGCUCUUCUGGAGAGGCUAGAAACUUUCAAACGCCAGGGUCUACGUCCCGAGAACUACAUAGAGUAUCUUAACGUGCUGAACCAGAUUGAAGAUAUUGACCUGCAGGUUGAGUAUCUGAAAUAUCGGAUUAAAAAGGCAAUACUUGUGCCCGGAAUUUCCGAAAAGUUUUACCGUUUGUCGAUCGACCAAUUCGAUGUAGCCCCUACGCUGCUGGACGAAGAAUGCGGCGUGAAAAUCAUUAUUCCAAGCGAGUUCGAAGAAAAAUGCUUUGUAGGUUCCAUCCACAAUAUCCACCCGGACUACAUGGUGAUUCACGUGAACAUUCCGCUUCCGCCGGCACCGUUCUAUAAGAUUGUUUUCGAGCUGAACCGCCUCAGCUUCCAGAUGGAAUAUUACGCUCUGUCACUAUUGCAAAAAUUUGACUUUGCUAAGCUGAUGUUUCCUGACGAGCCACCGAAAAAAGAGAUGGUCUACAAAGACUUUGUUUGGAGCAGCAAAAAUGUAUCCAGCAACCGCGAGCAAAUGGCUGCCGUAGAGAACAUAGUCAAUCGCACGGCUUUUCCCGCUCCCUAUAUACUGUUUGGUCCACCAGGCACAGGAAAGACAUCCACACUGGUCGAAGCUGUGGUACAAAUCUGUAAACUGCAACCGAAGUCGCACAUUCUAGUGGCCGCCUCAUCCAAUUUUUCAUGUGAUGAAUUCACCAAACGCCUGUUGGAGUUCAUUCCCGCCAGCGAUGUUUUUCGGUAUCUAUCGAAGACCAGCGAGAAAAACGUUCUUCACAUGGACGAAGCCGUCGUCGGUAUUUCUAACUUAGCGUCAGGUACAUACUCUGUUCCUUCCUGGCACGAUAUAUACAACAAUCGCGUGGUGGUGGCCACUGUUACAAUGUGUGGCCGCUUGGCUCAGGCAAAAGUGGAUCCUAAUCACUUCAAUUACAUAUUCAUCGAUGAAGCUGGAAGUACAAAGGAAGUUUCGGCACUGAUUCCGAUCGCCGGCAUCGGAACGAAUGGAAAGCAAAUUACUGCCAGUGUAAUACUGUCCGGUGACCCUAAGCAGCUUGGACCGGUUAUACGAUACAGUUACCUACUGGACACUGUACAGCAAAUAUCAAUGCUGGAAAGAUUGAUGAAUCACGACGUAUACAGGAAAAAACCAACCGGCGAAUACAAUCCAUUGGUCAUGACGAAACUAUUGGAUAAUUAUCGGUCUCAUCGUUACAUGUUAGAGUUUCCUAACUAUGCCUUUUACGAAGGAGAUCUUCGCUCGCAAGCUCCGUCCGGAGCAACGGAUUGGGCUUUAGGUUGGUUGGAAUUGCCGAGAAAAAAUUUCCCCAUGUUUUUUCAUUCUAUACGAGGAAUUACCGAGAAAGACCCGCAAUCAAGUAGUCUCUACAAUCGACAGGAAGCAGACCAGAUCAUAUUUUACCUAAAUAAAAUCCUAAAGGAAAGAAUCUGCAAUCGAGCGGUGAGUGAACAGGAAAUCGGAAUCAUUUCGCCCUACACGAAACAGGUUCAACUCAUCAAAACGCUUUGCAAGAACAACAACUGGACCAACGUGGAAGUAGGCUCGACCGAGCAGUACCAGGGCCGGGAGAAGCCGGUCGUAUUGAUCUCAACCGUGCGUUCCGGAACGUCAACGGUAGGAUUUCUGAGCAACGAGAAACGGCUUAAUGUGGCAACCACGCGGGCAAGAGCGCUGAUGGUAAUUGUCGGCAAUCCGGACACACUGCAGCGUGAUUUGCACUGGUACUCGCUGCUGAAGUAUUGCGUCGACAACCGCGCAUGCAAGGGCAGCGAGUUUCAUCUGAUUCCACCCUACAAGCAGAGCCAGUUUAUAGGCGAAUCGGCCACGAGCAAACGUUGUGUCAGUGAGUUUUUUUAGAGCUGUUGGGCUCUCAGUUGCAUACCUUGACGGUAUGGCAAAAAAAUUAUACAGUAAGUUAUUUAGCGCUGGUAAGAGCUUCUUGGUGAAUUGAUUGGUUCACGCACAUUUUUUAAUAACAAUCACAUUAUUAAUUUUAUUCACUUUUACAAAUUCUUUUCACAUGUUUCCAGUUUAUUUGAUCAUUACCUGUAUUAUCGAAAAAUACAGCUUGAUUUUUUUUGCGAAGAAUGAAAGUUUCGCUAUCAGAUUAAAGAAAAUGU